AUGACUUCUUUGCAUGCCCUCGGUAGAGUGUCAGCUCCUGGAGUUUCUCUUUUUUUUACUACCUCUGGAAUUACAAAACAUUUUCCUUUCAUUUUAAUAUCCUCUCAAACAUUUCUUUGUACUUUCUAUACAGAGCCAAGUAAAGAGAAGGAGGGUGGAUCUGGACCCCCUAAAGGUGAAGGUGAUGUCUCUCCACCCAGUGCCCUGCCAGCAGAUAUCAAUGCCCGGGCACUGGCAAGGAAAGAUUCAGAAUGGUCUCUUGGGGAAUCCCCAGUUGGGGAAGAACAAGACAAGCAGAAUUCAAACACUUCCCAAAGUGCACUUUUUGUGGAGAAGCCACAGAAUGGAACAGUGAAAGUCGGUGAAAAUAUUACUUUUAUAGCCAAAGUUGAAGCCAAAGAUCUUCUUCGAAAGCCCACUGUUAAAUGGUUCAAAGGAAAAUGGAUGGACUUGGCCAGCAAAGCGGGGAAACAUCUUCAGCUGAAGGAAACCUUUGAAAGGCAAACUAGGAUGUACACCUUUGAGAUGCAGAUCAUCAAAGCCAAGGAGAACUAUGCUGGGAACUACCGAUGUGAAGUGUCCUACAAGGACAAGUUCGACAGCUGUUCCUUUGACCUCGAAGUCCAUGAAUCUACUGGAACCACUCCAAACAUUGAUAUCAGAUCUGCUUUCAAAAGAAGCGGUGAAGGACAAGAGGAUGCAGGAGAACUUGACUUUAGUGGUCUCCUGAAACGUAGGGAAGUCAAACAGCAGGAAGAAGAACCAGAAAUAGAUGUGUGGGAGCUUCUGAAGAAUGCCAAUCCCAAUGAAUAUGAGAAGAUUGCCUUCCAGUAUGGCAUCACUGAUCUGAGAGGCAUGCUCAAGCGUCUGAAGCGCAUGCGGAGAGUGGAGAAGAAGAGUGCAGCUUUUUCAAAAAUUCUUGAUCCUGCCUACCAGGUAGACAAAGGUGGUAAAGUCAGAUUUGUGGUGGAACUGGCAGACCCAAAGUUAGAAGUGAAAUGGUAUAAAAAUGGACAAGAAAUCCGACCCAGUACAAAAUACAUCUUUGAGCACAAAGGAAACCAGAGAAUCAUGUUUAUCAAUAACUGCCAGAUGACGGAUGAUUCUGAAUAUUAUGUGACAGCUGGGGAUGAGAAAUGCUCUACAGAACUCUUUGUAAGAGAGCCCCCCAUAAUGGUGACCAAACAGCUGGAAGACACCAAUGCCUACUGCGGAGAAAGAAUAGAGCUGGAGUGUGAAGUGACUGAGGAUGAUGCCAACGUGAAGUGGUUUAAGAAUGGUGAAGAGAUUAUCAUUGGUCCAAAGUCUAGAUACAAGGUGAAGGUGGAGGGGAAGAAGCACACGUUGAUCAUUGAGGGAGCCACAAAGGCAGACAGUGCGGAAUAUUCUGUCAUGACAACAGGGGGACAAUCUUCCUGCAAGCUGAGUGUGGACCUGAGACCCCUGAAGAUAUUGCAGCCCUUAACAGACGUAACUGUGAAACUUGGAAAGGAAAUCUGCUUGAAGUGUGAAAUCUCUGAAAACAUAUCAGGGAAAUGGACUAAGAACGGCUUACCAGUUCAGGAAGGCGAACGAUUAAAGGUCGUACACAAAGGAAAAAUCCACAAAUUAGUGAUAGCCAGUGCUCUCAUUGAAGAUGAAGGUGAAUAUGUAUUUGCACCUGAUGCCUAUACUGUAACCCUGCCUGCCAAAGUUCAUGUUAUAGAUCCUCCUAAGAUCUAUCUGGAUGGCCUAGAAGCUGACAAUACUGUCACUGUCAUUGCUGGAAGUAAACUUCGCCUGGAGAUCCCAGUCAGUGGAGAGCCAGCCCCCAAGGCAAUGUGGAGCCGGGCAGAUAAGGCUAUUGCAGAGGGUGGGGGUCGGAUACGAGCAGAAUCUUAUCCCGAUAGUAGCACUUUGGUCAUUGAUGUAGCAGAAAGGGAAGACUCUGGUGUCUACAACAUCAAUCUCAAGAAUGAAGCAGGAGAAGCACAUGCAAGCAUCAAAAUUAAGGUGGUUGAUAUCCCCGAUCCUCCAGUAGCACCCAAUGUGUCAGAUGUGGGAGAUGACUGGUGCAUAAUGAACUGGGAACCCCCAGCAAACGAUGGAGGGUCCCCUAUCCUCGGCUACUUCAUAGAAAGGAAAAAAAAACAGAGCUCUAGGUGGAUGAGGCUGAAUUUUGAUCUCAUCAAAGAAACUACAUUUGAACCCAAGAAAAUGAUUGAAGGGGUUGCGUAUGAGGUCCGGAUAUUUGCUGUAAAUGCAAUUGGCAUCUCCAAGCCCAGCAUGCCCUCCAAGCCUUUUGUUCCCUUGGCUGUGACCAGUCCCCCUACUCUUCUGGCUGUUGACUCGGUAACCGAUAGCACUGUGACGAUGAAAUGGAGGCCCCCAGACCAGAUCGGCGCUGCCGGAUUAGAUGGCUAUGUGAUUGAGUAUUGCUUUGAAGGAACUGAGGACUGGAUAGUGGCCAACCCAGAACUAACUGACAAAACUAAAUUCACCAUCACUGGUCUUCCGACGGAUGCAAAAAUCUUUGUGAGAGUAAAAGCUGUGAAUGCUGCUGGUGCCAGUGAGCCUAAAUAUUAUGGACAGCCCAUCUUAGUCAAGGAGAUUAUUGAACCGCCAAAGAUUCGCAUCCCACGACAUCUGAAGCAAACCUAUCUUCGAAGAGUUGGAGAGGCUGUCAAUCUUGUGAUUCCCUUCCAGGGAAAGCCAAGGCCAGAGUUAACUUGGAAGAAGGAUGGUGCUGAUAUAGAUAAGAACCAAAUAAAUAUCCGCAAUUCCGAAACGGACACAAUCAUAUUUAUCAGAAAAGCAGAGAGGAGUCACUCGGGGAAAUACGAUCUGGAAGUGAAAGUGGACAAAUAUGUGGACAGUGCCUCAAUAGAUAUUCAGAUAGUUGACCGCCCUGGCCCACCCCAGUCUGUGAAGAUUGAGGAUGUUUGGGGAGAGAACGCUGCCUUGGUAUGGACACCACCAAAGGAUGAUGGAAAUGCUGCCAUUACAGGCUAUACAAUUCAAAAAGCAGACAAAAAGAGUAUGGAAUGGUUCACUGUCAUUGAGCACUAUCACAGGACGAAUGCUACCAUCACUGAACUCGUCAUAGGAAAUGAGUAUUACUUCCGAGUAUUUGCUGAAAAUAUGUGUGGCCUCAGCGAGGAGGCAACGAUGACAAAAGAGAGUGCUGUGAUCGCCAAGGACGGAAAAGUCUACAAAAACCCCGUGUAUGAAGACUUUGAUUUCACCGAAGCACCGAUGUUUACUCAGCCUCUGGUGAACACGUAUGCCAUAGCAGGCUAUAACGCGACUCUGAACUGCAGCGUUAGAGGAAACCCAAAGCCCAAAAUAACCUGGAUGAAAAAUAAAGUCGCCAUCGUGAAUGACCCAAGAUAUAGGAUGUUCAGUAACCAAGGAGUCUGUACUUUGGAGAUCCGUAAACCCAGCCCCUAUGACGGAGGGACCUACUGCUGUAAAGCAGUCAAUGAACUGGGGACGGUGGAAAUCGAAUGCAAGCUGGAGGUGAAAGUGAUAUAUCAAGGAUUAAUUACCCCAGGACAACCACUCUUCUUGGCGGGGCAGCAACAGUUGUAGCGCAGUAAGGAUUUGUGAAUGUAUAUUGUCGUCUCAGGUGGCCUUUCCUUCUGCAGGCUUCUCUUGCAAGGCGUGCCUCCAAACAU
Molecule: messenger RNA, 3656 nt
Organism: Gracilinanus agilis (Agile Gracile Mouse Opossum)
Lineage: Eukaryota; Metazoa; Chordata; Mammalia; Didelphimorphia; Didelphidae
Gene: MYBPC1
Product: myosin binding protein C1
Exons: 31
Coding region: 1-3570 (1189 amino acids)
Molecular function (GO): protein binding
Source: RefSeq, a predicted model, not a curated record